Molecule: messenger RNA, 477 nt
Organism: Orbilia oligospora ATCC 24927
Lineage: Eukaryota; Fungi; Ascomycota; Orbiliomycetes; Orbiliales; Orbiliaceae
Exons: 2
Coding region: 1-477 (158 amino acids)
Biological process (GO): translation
Cellular component (GO): ribosome; mitochondrial large ribosomal subunit
Molecular function (GO): structural constituent of ribosome; large ribosomal subunit rRNA binding
Source: RefSeq, a predicted model, not a curated record
AUGUCGAAACACGCUGCGGCCAGCGCCAAGGUCGUCACGAACCAGAUCGUAAAGCUCAUUGUCGGCGCGGGACAAGCUUCGCCUGCACCGCCCAUCGGUCCGGCACUUGGUUCUCGAGGUGUUAAAUCCAUGGAUUUUUGCCGUGAAUUCAACGCCCGAACAGCACACCUGGAAACCGGUACCCCGAUCCCCGUAAAAGUCACAGUCCGACCCGAUCGUUCCUACACCUUUGACGUCCGUACGCCGUCCACCAGUUAUUUAUUACUAAAAGCCGCGGGUGUGGAACCUAAGAAGGGGAAGAUAAAAGGGGCUAAACAACCGGGUCAUGAUGUCGUGGGGACGGUUAGUUUGAAACAUGUAUAUGAGAUCGGGAAGAUUAAACAGUCGGAUGAUAGGAUGAAGGGGAUUCCGUUGGAGAGCGUUUGUAGGAGUGUUUGUGGGACGGCGAAGAGUAUGGGGGUUAAGAUUGUGCCGUGA